Messenger RNA from Arachis stenosperma, 1596 nucleotides. RefSeq lists its product as uncharacterized. The transcript has 2 exons. The record is from RefSeq and is a predicted model, not a curated record. NCBI's taxonomy places the organism in Eukaryota, Viridiplantae, Streptophyta, Magnoliopsida, Fabales, Fabaceae. Bases 1 to 1596 code for a protein of 531 amino acids. Gene Ontology annotation, molecular function: nucleic acid binding; zinc ion binding.
AUGGCGAAGGCAAUGCUAAUGAUAAUGCUGAGGGAAACGGCGAUAACAGGGAGGUGCUCCGAUGACCUUGGCGACUUUUCUCAAGCUUGCGGGAGAGGCCUAACACUGGUGGCAGGUAGAAUGCCACUUGAUACAGCUUCAAAAUGCCGAUGUUCAUUGGAACGUAUUCCAAACGGCCUUUAUAAGAAGUACUUUCCUGAGUCUGCAAGAGAAGUGAAGGAGAUGGAACUGAUGCAGCUGAAGCAAGGUUCCUUGUCUGUAGCAGAUUACACAAGCAAGUUUGAGGAGCUUUGUAGGUUUUCUAGGGUGUGUCAGGGUGCCCCAGAAUCCUACGAAAAUUGGAAAGGUAUCAAGUACCAAAGGGGCUUGAAGGACAACAUCAUGACUAUUGUGGCUCCUAUGGAGAUUCAUACUUUCUUCGACUUGGUGAACAAAGCAAGGGUGGUUGAGGAAUACGCAAAAAUGGUAACUUCGUCCAAUGAGACUCAUAGAGGGAACACUAGUAAGGGACGUGGCAAGUAUUUUCAUCCGAGGGGUCAAAGUUUCAAGAGAGGAGGAUAUGCGCCUCAACGUCAAGGAGGCUUCAGAAAGAAUGCUCAGAAUGAGUUUCAGUAUGCCAAAGGAAGAGGAAAUCAGAGUAAGAAUUCUCCGGAUUUGACUUGUGUGCGUUGUGGGUGUUUUCAUCCAUAUGGCUCUUCCAAGAUUAGUUUAGGUGGUUGCUUCAACUGUGGUUUGCCUGGUCAUAUGGCAAGGGAUUGCACCCGUGGGAAGAACCCGAAUGCGAGCCAGAGUCAGCACCAGGGGCGAGUAUUUGCUGUAAACACCAAGGAUGCUUCCAAGGUGGAUCCAUUGAUGAGAGGUAUAUGUUUAAUUGGUGAUAAAACAUUAAUUGCAUUGUAUGAUACUGGAGCUUCGCAUUCAUUUAUUUCGUUUGCUAAAGUUACAGAACUAGGCUUGAAAGUGUCAAAGUUAGUGUUUGAUUUGCAUGUACAUACUCCGCAUAUGAUGGUUAUGAAUAGUGCAGGGUGUAGGCAAGUAGGUUUCAAGCUUGUGGGUAGAGACUUCGUGCAUGACUUGAUUUGUUUACCAAUGGUUAGGUUGGAGAUAAUUUUGGAGUUUGAUUGGUUGUCGAAAAAUUGGGUUUUGUUGGAUUUUUUUGAGCGGUCGAUUCGGUUUAUGCUGGAAGGAGAAAAUAGGGCAGUGAUUGCUGAGGGCUACUACCUGAACUUUGUAACGGUGCACUGUAGUGGGGAAGAGUAUCAGGGUUAUCUCUUGUUGACUUCUAAUGCGUUGGGUGAUGCCCAGAACUUAGAUCAGAUUCUGGUGGUAAGAGACUUUCCUGAGGUAUUCCCGGAAGAUAUCCCGGAGUUUCCACCUCAAAGGGAGAUUGAAUUUGUGAUUGAAUUGGUGCUGGGAGCUGGACCAGUAUCGAUUGCGCCGUAUAGAAUGGCUCUAAUAGAGCUGGCCGAAUUAAAAACUCAGUUGGAAGAGCUUUUGAAUAAGAGGUUCAUUCGACCGAGUGCACCACCGUGGGGAGCGCCCAUUUUAUUGGUGAAGAAGAAGGAUAGAGGAAUACGACUGUGUGUGGAUUAUUGA